Molecule: messenger RNA, 759 nt
Organism: Rubroshorea leprosula
Lineage: Eukaryota; Viridiplantae; Streptophyta; Magnoliopsida; Malvales; Dipterocarpaceae
Source: the annotation of a GenBank genome assembly
AAGCAUUACUUAAAAGCCCUCCGUUUCCUGCUCUUCCUCUCUCUCUCUUUCUCCCUUUCUUCCUUCUCCUGUUCUUCCCUCUACCCUACUCACAGUCACCUCUCUUCCUUCCUCUCUCUGUUCUUAUCCACUACUCAACUAUGGCAAAAAAACCAGUUUUUCACAAGAAGAGGAAUGAAAAGACAAAAGAGAAUGUGGUCGUUGAUCAACGCUGUCACAUUUGUGGAGAGUAUAUCAUUCCACUCACUGAAAUGUGAAAAAGAAAAAAAGGCUCUGAUUGGAGAGGAAAAAGAGAGAAUGAAGAAGCAACAUGAAGAGGAAGAAAUGAAGUGCGAGGUAGAAAAUAAGAAGAAUGCCAAAUCGAAGAAGACAGAGACAGACAAAGGCAAGGAAGAAAGUAAUGCUGCUGGAGCUGCCGCCGGAGCCGGACCACAUACUGCUGCUGGAGUGGACUGCUACCAGGCUACACUGCUGCUAUCGAACUCAAAGCCAUCUGCUGAUCCAAUCUGCUGGAGUUGUUGCCGAACUGGACUGCUGAACUCUGUCUCUGUGCUGCCACCUACUGUGCUACCGGACUAUUUCACCAGCUGAUCCAAAGGGUUAGAAGUUUAAAUAAUUUGUUUAUGGUUGAAUUAACAUAAAGAAGGUUUGGAUUUUCUAGAGUUUACUUGAUUCUCUGAUUUCUCAUAGCCAUUUCUAUUAUAGUGAAUGUUUACGAAACUAAAUGAUUGAAACACACAAUAAAAAUUUAAUUUUUUU